This is a messenger RNA of Sarcophilus harrisii (Tasmanian devil), 5672 nucleotides long. Its product is annotated as zinc finger protein OZF. Bases 102 to 1682 code for a protein of 526 amino acids. The record is from RefSeq and is a predicted model, not a curated record. Lineage: Eukaryota; Metazoa; Chordata; Mammalia; Dasyuromorphia; Dasyuridae. The transcript has 5 exons. Gene Ontology annotation, molecular function: DNA-binding transcription repressor activity, RNA polymerase II-specific. Gene Ontology annotation, biological process: negative regulation of transcription by RNA polymerase II.
AUUUCCCGAAGAAUCCGGUUAGCCCAAAGCACGCGUCCCUCCCGCCCUCGCCCUCUCCUGGUCAGAAGAUCCGAAACAUCUGUUUCCAAAAGGGAGAGGGAAUGGUCCCUGUCAUCCAGCCAGCCUCUUUUCAGGUCCAUCUGUUUGAAGAUCCCUGGAUGAAGAGGAUUGUAUUGAUGUUUCAGGAAUCAGUGACCUUCAAGGAUGUGGCUGUGGAAUUCACUCCAGAGGAGUGGAAGCACCUGGAUUCUGCUCAGAGGAACUUGUUCAGGGAUGUGAUGCUGGAGAACUAUAGGAAUCUUGUCUCUCUGGGGCUUGCUGUUAGCAAACCAGGUAUUAUCUUCCUUUUGGAAAGAGAAGGAACACCAUGGAUUCCAGAGAGAGCCAUCCCAGGAGGCACCUUUCCAGAGCACCUUAGUUCAGAGACUAGGUGUGCAACAACAGAGACAACUCCAAACUUCCCCAUUUCUGUGGGAGACCCACUCCAGAAUCCCUGGGAUUCCAAGUUUGCCGAAGUGUGGGAGUGUAAUAUAAACUUAGAGCAACAAAAUGGCAAGCAUGAAAAACAAUCCCAGCAAGUGAAAGUCAUCCACAGGAAAGCUUCCAAGUUUAAGGCUAAGACAAGUAAUGCCUUUGGUCUGGAAUCAGUUCUUGUUCCAAAACACAAAGUUCAUAGGGGGAAAUGUGGUACAUAUGGAAAAAGCUUCAAACAGGGCUUAGAUAAAAGUAAAUUGAAUGGACUCUCAGCUGAGAAAAAAAUUUAUGAAUAUCACAAAUGCAGGAAACGAUUGAGUUGUCAUUCAGAUCUUACUCAACAUCAAAAGAAAAAGAGUAAAGAAAAAUUGUAUGACUAUGGAAAAGUAUUUAGUAGCAAUUCAUCCUUUAUGAAUGAUCCAAUAAUUCAUCCUACACAGAAACCCUUUCAUUAUAAUGAAAAUGGAAAAUCCUUUAGCUGUUCUGGAGACCCAAGUAAACAUAAAAAAAAUCACACUGGGAAAAAACCCUUUGAAUAUAGUGAAUGUGGGGAAUCUGUUGGGUUCUGUGGGGACCUGACUAACCAUAAGAAGUGUCCAACAAGUGAGAAACCCUUUGAAUGUAACGAAUGUGGGAAAUCUUUUGGUUGGCGUGGAGAUCUUACUAAACAUAUGAGAAUUCACACUGGAGAGAAACCCUUUGAAUGUAAUGAAUGUGGGAAAUCCUUUAAACAGCCUGGACACCUUACUGGGCAUAAGAGACUUCAUACUGAAGAGAAACCUUUUGAAUGUAAUGAAUGUGGGAAGUCCUUUAGGUGUUCUGUAUACCUUACUAAACAUAAGAUCAUUCAUACCAAUGAAAAACCCUUUGCAUGUAAUGAAUGUGGGAAAUCUUUUAGGUGUUCUGGAUAUCUUACUAAACAUAAGAGAAUUCACACAGGUGAGAAACCUUUUGAAUGUAAUGAAUGUGGGAAAUCCUUUCAACAGAGUGGUAAUCUUACUGUGCAUAAGAGAAUUCAUACUGGAGAGAAACCUUUUAAAUGUAAUGAAUGUGGAAAAUGUUUUAGAAGAAGUAUAAAGCUUACUGCACAUAAGAGAAUUCAUACCGGAGAGAAACCCUUUCAAUGUAGUGAAUGUGGGAGAGCUUUUAGGUGGAGUGGAGACCUUGCUACCCAUAAGAGAAGUCAUAUUGCAGAAAAACCUUUGUAAUGUAUAUGGGAAAUCCUUUAGAUCACCGAGUAUAAAAGCUUUCAUGCUAAAGAGAAAAUCUUUGGCUCUAAUUAUGUAGUAACACCUUGGAACAACAUGGAGAUCUUAUUGACCAUAAGAGUGCUCAUUGGAGAGAAACCUUUUGAAAGCAGUGAAUACAAGCAAUCCUACAGAAGCAUGGCAAACUUGCUAAAGAUAAGAUUUUCUACUGGAAAAUAACAUUUGAAUAUAAUUGUGAGAGAGCUUCACCUCAGCCUGAUCAGCUUUCUGCACAAAAGGGAUUUCAUACAAGAGAGAAUCUAUUGGUGAUAAAUACAGAGGAAUCUUUUGGGUUGUCUAGAGACAUUACUAAACGUGAAAGCAUUCACACUGGGGGAAAAGGGCCUGUAAUAGUCACCUAGUCUCACUAAGCCUUAGUUCUCUCAUCUCCAAAAUGAUGAAUAUCUGUCCUUUAUCAGAGGUUUGUGUCAUUUCCACUCCCUGUCCCCCGUUAACUGUUUUUAUUGUGCACGUACAUAAACUUUUCCAUUUCAUAUAAUCAAAGUUGCCUCUCUUAAAUUGAUCCCAUCUAUACAGUCAUGAAAUUUGAGUCAGAAGAGACUUCAGCAGCCGUUUAGACCAUAAGUGAAAGGGAUCCCUGCUGUAAUGCCUGCCCCCAGGGAGAGGAGACCCAUUACUUCUUGAAGCUGUCCCACUCUUGUGCACUUCUAUUCCCUCUGAGACCAAACAAAAUAAGUCUUCCUCCACAUUAGGAGGCCUUCAAAUACUUGAAAACAACUAUCAUAUUCUCCUCACAUCCCUCUGUCACUUGAUUUGUCAUGAACUUAAUGUGGCUCCUAGCUCUUCUAGCUGAUAGACCCUGAUGGAGCAGUGGAGGGAACACUGGGCCUGCUGUCAUUUAAAUCCGGCCUCCUAGCUGUGUGACCCUGGACAGGUCACUUAACAGCUGUUACCUGUUUCUUCAACUGUCAAGUGGCAAUAAUAGCACCCAACUCCCAGGAUUGUGGUGAGGCCCCAAAGAUGGAAUGCUUGUAGAGCAUUUAACCCAGUGCCUGACACAUAAGUGCUUAAUAGAUGCUUAUGCUCUCUCCAUUCCCUAGGACCUGCCUCUGGAUACUUUCCACCUUGUUAUUCUUAAAUCCUGGUGCCAAGAGAUGAAUUCAGUGCUCCUGAUGGGGUCUGACAAGGGCAGAAUAAGCCAAACUUGUCUUCCCAUUUCUGGAAAUAUCAGCUCUCUUCAUUAGCCCAUGGUCAUGUUAUCUUUGUGGCUGCCACAUCACACUCCAAAGAGAUGCCCAAUUAUUUUUCACAGCUGCUUUCUAUCCAUUCUCCUAUCUUAUACUAUUGAAGUUGAUUUUUUUUUUAAUUCAAUGGGACUUUUAAAGUUUCCUUACUAGAUUUCAUCUUAUUAUAUUCAGCCCAUUGAUCCUUUCAAGAUCUUUUUUGGACUCUUUCAUCCACUGGGUUAACUAAUCUCUUUCCUGUUUUGCUUGUCUGCAUAUUUGAAGAAUGUAUCAAUAGCUCUGUCUUUUUGAAAGUCAUGAAUCCAUCCCUUGUCUAAGCCCUCUGUCUGCAAUAAUGAAAAGUGUUUCCUAACUCUGUUGCAGUUAUUUAUUCUAUGACUUUCUAUAUGUGAUCCUUGUAUUUAUAAACAUUUUUGGUGUGUAGUGUCCACUGUUAAUGCUAAACUUGAUUUCUGUCAUGACUUUUAAGCUUAAGGGUUUUUCAGUGUUGCAAGGGAGUGGAACAUUAAGUUGAAUCUGCAAAAACAAAAGGGAAGAAUAAAAAAAAUUAUAACAAAAUAUAUGAAUAAAAAGAAACUGGAUGCUUAGUAGGACAUCUUGUUCUAUGGCUCCAUCUGGUUCCUUCACCCUCUCAGCCCAGGGAAUAAAAAUUGGCUCCCUUUCACUAUCCUGGGUCUAUCUCAUUUGUCUCCAGGAACUGUCCAACCCAAUCUACAGAUAAAAAGCUUCAAGAGAGUAUUCAAAUAUUCUUUUCUGUGGCUUGUCUGGAGAAGAGCUUCAUACUUGUCCAACCUUUCAGAUCCACGCUCCCAGCAAAUUGAAUUAAGAAUUGGUAGCAAUUAAGAUAAAUUUAAAACUAUUGUUAGAAUCAGACAACUGACUUGUGUCUAACAGGUCUUUCUAUGGGCAUUGCUAACCACUUGUGUUCCUAGGGAAACAACCCAUAUGAAUUUGUGGAGAAUGCAUCAUCCCCACCUUCAGCCAAUCACUGAUCCAUGGUCCAUCCCUUCACUCCUUAGAGCUUCUAGGGGGAAAAAAGGGUAAGACCCCUCUAUCUGUCCCCAUACCUGGAGUAUAAUAGUUUCCCUUUAAGUCAAGACUGUACCUUGAACACACUAGUGUCCCCAGCGGAAUGAUGGGGACACAGAAAUGUGAGAUGAAGAGUGAAUAGCAGUAACUUAUGGUAUGGCAUCAGACACGGACCUUUUUUUAUACAUAAUUUAAUUUUAUGUUGAUACGAUCCCCAUAAUGAUCUUAUGAGUACAUCUUUUCUAACCCUCUUCUCGGGUUUGGAGUCUAAUGCUCUAAUAACUUCAUUGUAGAUGACCUGGACAAUCGUUCAGAGUUGUAAAUUGUACAGCAUAGUUAUUUAAAAGUAGACCCUCUGCCAUUAUAUUCAGGUAGCACAGUGUGGAAAGCAUGGAGUCCAGAGUUGAAUCCAAGUAAACAUAUGGCUGUAGACAUUAGGUAUGUGAUGCUAGGAAAAUCACUUAAUCUUGUUUAUCUCAGUUUACUCAUCUGUAAAAUAAGCUGAAGAAGAAAAUGGCAAAUCUCUCCAGUAUCUUUGUCAAGAAGACCCCUCAAAUAUUAAAGACAGAAGCAAUUAUAGUCAAUACAGUCAUUUUGUAAGUCACUGAUGUGAUAUGGUUAAAAACUUAGGAAUUUUUACAUUUCCAGUGGCGACCCAAGUUUCUACUGGCACAGCCACAUCAAUCCCUUGAGUGCAGAAGAGCUGCUGAGGUCAGUCCACUGCACAGUCACUGCACUGGCUGUUUCUCAUACCAGUUUCUCAUACCAUCUCAGGACUCGCCCCAUCACAUUCACCCCUUCACCACAGGAAGCAUCCAUGGCCAGUGGCAAGCCCACUUCUCAGAGCCAGAUUGUGAGAUUUCUGGUUCUGAUCUUCCUCCUCCUUUCCCCACAUCCUUCCCUGUUCCUGACAGACCAGAAACAUUUAUUUUCUUCAUGUUCUCUAAAACUAAGGAUUAAUAGCAUUUGCAAGUUCUGUCUCACUGUCAUCUGUAAAGGCUUUGGAGCACAGGUAAACGCUAGUACCAGUCAGUUAAAUGAAUGAGGUGAAUAGGAGCCUUUUUGGUGUUGUAGGCUUUGUCACCUACAGUCUGCCCCUGGUGACUUCUUACUGCCUGGAAGCAUGCUGCUAGGAGAGAGACAAUGCUCAAGAAGGAAAUCAGCCCUUCCUCAUCUGAGGCUGGCCCUUGGUUCUCUGCCUUUGUAUUUGUUCUUAGAGAUGAGUAAGAUCAGGGCUGUGACUUUUUGAGUGUUGAAAGCCCAGGGGAAUGAAUCACUCAGUAGAGUCUGCCAGGGUCUCUGCCCAGCCUGAAGAACAAUCUGAGAGCUAGCCCAGCAGUAAGUGAGGCAAGGGCUCAGUCAGUAGUGAUGCCCUUCCUUUAAGUGUGAGAUGGGUUGAAAUUUGGUUAAGACUGAAUUCACUCUCCCUAGAGACCAAGGUAAUAUUUGUGUUCCCAAGAUGUAUGUACAGGGGAAUGUUUGUAUUUCAGUUGUUAUAUCAUUAAAGUAAACAAAUAAAAGCUUUGUUGUUGGAUUGUCUGUUCGGUCAUUUCUGCCCCUCUGUGACCCCAUGAACUUUGGUCUUUGUCCAUGGAGUUUUUUUAGCCAAGAUACUAGAGUAAUUUGCCAUUUUCUUCCCUAGUCUGUCCCUAUUUUACAGAUGAAAGACUGAGGCAAAUAGAGGUCAACUGAUUUAUCCAGGAUCACACAGCAAGUG